CAAUGCUGACAGUUCUUGUAACAAAUUGUUACCAACCUAACGAAUUUCAAAAUCACAACCCUAUUAUCUAAUUCCAAUAAUCCAACAUGGCUCGUAUUCCUGAUAACCAUAUUAUUUCCUUCUACGCCUGAAAAACCAUAUAAACAUCCCUGAUUAUCCUGUAUGUGAUUUCUCUGGAGGUUGCUUCGUUAUAGUGCAUUUACUAUCGCGAACAGUGAUCAUUUAUAGGCGUAUACGUGACAUCUGACAUCGCCUGGACACACCUGAGGAAUGUUAAUUUUUUAUUGUUUACAAAUGAGGAUGAAAAUGUUCAACAACAGUCCAAAAAACGCCUGAGAAAUUGAAUAUCUCCAGUGGCCGUACUUGUAUGCAGGGUCAAGCGAAUAGAAGCAAACCUGGUUGAUUUUUUGCGCGCUGAUCUGGACGGGUGAAAGGCCAUUUACCUUUAGAGAUGGCCUUUAAUGAGAAAGUGGACCCAGAACUAAUCUUCACCAAACAAGAGCGUAUUGGCAAGGGCUCAUUUGGGGAGGUCUUCAAGGGCAUAGACAACAGGACACAGCAGGUGGUUGCUAUCAAAAUCAUUGAUUUGGAAGAGGCUGAAGAUGAAAUUGAAGAUAUACAACAGGAAAUCAUGGUGCUGUCACAGUGUGACAGCCCUUUUGUCACCAAGUACUAUGGGUCCUUCUUGAAGGGCACAAAACUAUGGAUCAUAAUGGAAUACUUGGGUGGUGGGUCUGCUUUAGAUUUGAUGAAGGCUGGCAGUUUUGAAGAAAUGCACAUUGCUAUCAUUUUGAGGGAGGUGCUGAAAGGUCUAGAUUAUUUGCACAGUGAGAGGAAGCUACAUAGGGACAUUAAAGCAGCUAAUGUACUGUUGAGUGAAAUGGGAGAUGUCAAAUUGGCAGACUUUGGUGUGGCGGGUCAGCUAACAAAUACGACAAGCAAGCGUAACACCUUCGUGGGCACCCCAUUCUGGAUGGCCCCGGAGGUGAUCAAACAGUCCGCGUACGAUUCCAAGGCGGAUAUCUGGAGUUUGGGCAUCACCGCGAUCGAACUGGCCAAAGGUGAACCGCCCAACUCAGAGCUGCAUCCUAUGCGGGUGCUUUUCCUUAUACCCAAGAAUAACCCGCCACAACUUACAGGCAGCUAUAGUAAGCAGUUCAAGGAUUUCGUUGAGGCGUGUCUGAAUAAGGAUCCUGAGAAUAGACCGACGGCAAAAGAACUACUGAAAUAUCCCUUCAUAAGGAAGGCGAAGAAGAAUUCAUAUUUGAUUGACCUCAUAGACAGAUACAAAAAAUGGAGAUGUACGCGAAGUGAAGAAAGUGAAACUGAAUCUGAGAAUUCUGAUUCAGAGGAACCAAAACAGGAUGGCGACCUGGAUGACCCCUGGAUCAUGACUGUAAAAGGAAACAUGAAAUUACCUUUAGAAGCGCAACCUGUAGUUAGUAACUACAAGAAUUCCAGUAAGAUACAGAACGGUUCGGGUCCACUGAUGAGCAAGUCGCCGCCUAAAGACUCGAAUCUUAAUCAUUACAAAGUCAAUAUUUCUUCCAAGUCUCAUAGCAGUAUUCAAUCCCCGUUGGAUAACAGAAAGGAAAAGGAAUCCCCUGAGGGGGUAGACAGAGAAAGAAGUACCAGUGUUGGAGGCGGCAGGGGACUGUCGGUUGACGUGGGCAAAGAGAAAGAAAUGAUGGUACGAGACCUGAGCCCGAUGGCGCACACCAGGGAUAGGGAACAGCAGUUCUUUGCUGAGAAGAAAAUGUAUAGGGAUCGAGACAGGGACAGGGAUCAAUCGAACUAUGACAGGCCGGUCAUUGAGAAUCAUUCGCCCAUAUUGUCGUCUGUCAUAUACCCGCUGAUUAUUGAGUUGCAGCGAAAACACCGCUACAGCAACGGCAAAUCGGCGUCGUCGGCAGCCGCGGGCGGCACGUCGUCCAUGGAAGGCGGGCACAAAUCGGGGAUAGCGACCACCGGUGGCAGCGCCGCCUCCGACGCAGUCGAAGAGCUGGAAGCGGCGUUCGAGAUGGCCGAGAGGACAUCGCCCGGCAUCGCGGAGAGAUUCGUUUACGAGCUGGUCAGGAAACUGGUGCCAUCCAUCACCGAACACAAGCUCAACACUGUGCUGGACAAAGUUGUUAGGGAUACCUUGUAGACAGACAGCAGUAUCACUAUUAGAGAGACAUAACUGAAACGUUCUAUUAGACCCUUACGAGACCUAAAUUGUUUUCACUUGUUAAUAGUUACUCAAUAUUAUAGAGUAUGUUAUAUUCUUAAAGCUUGUUACUGAUAUAACUCUCUCUCUCUCUUCCACUUAAUAUAAAAAGGUAAUUAGUUGAACGGAAGAUGAUAUCUGCAAGCAUUUCUGAAACAUUGGUACUUGAAUUUUUGUGAUAUGAAUUUAUAACCAGUAACAUAGCAUCGAAAAAAAUGUCCAGUGUAAAUCUCAGUUUGAAAAAAAUAUGUAUAUCGCUUUUUCAUAUCUGCUAAUUUUGAAAACUACUUGUGAUUUUUUGACCGAGCAUCGAAGAAUAUUUUACCAAAAGAGUAAUUAUUGUAUUACUAAAGUGAAAUGUUUGCAGGUAGUAGUUCUUGGAAUAUUGUCGAGAUAGAUAGAAUUCUAAAUUAACCUUCUCUAUGCAUGCUGAUCUCUAUCUACUAAAUGGUCAGGCGCCUUCAAAUUCUUGUUUUUGUUUUUUAUUGAAUGAAUAACAAUAAUGUAUUCUGCCCCAGGAAAGUUAGAGAUCCAAGUAGAUUUUUUUCGAGAAAUAACCGAAUUUUUACUGAUAUUUGCAGAACUGAUGAUUUUAUGAACAACGACACUGGAGAUUCUUUCCAACAAUGAAUUUUUGCUAUGUGCUGAACUUAUUUGUUCCACUGAUUGGGGACUGUCAGGAAUUCAUUUUUGGAAAGGACCGAGAGAGAAUUCGAAACCACAAGCUUGGGCAACAUAUUUGAUUGAUGAUUGAAAGUUUGUCAAUUUGUAGUUGAAGGUCUAAUAGUAGAUGUGGAAUUUUAACUGUGUGGAGAUUUCCGUCUUCCUACCUUUUAAAACAGACAAUUUAUUAUGUUUCUCAAUUGUUUUAUAUUCACAACUACUUAAUUUAUUUGUACGCAUUUAAAUAAGAUGAAUAAUGUUUGGAAUAAUUGCACCGUUUGCAAAUUUUCAGUAGUGUCACUUAUUUCUUGAAAAAAUCUAACAUUCCUUGAGUAUUUUAAUAUAUUGCCAUAUCCUGCAGGAUAUACUGUAUAUAUGUAUGUAUAUCUAGAAUGAAAUGUAUUAUUCAAAUAUUUUUUCUUGCGAUGUAUUUUUUUAGAUGUGUAAAUAAUUAUUGAAUAAAUAGAUAUCUCAUUUA
Messenger RNA from Acanthoscelides obtectus, 3350 nucleotides. Lineage: Eukaryota; Metazoa; Arthropoda; Insecta; Coleoptera; Chrysomelidae. The record is from the annotation of a GenBank genome assembly.